Messenger RNA from Saimiri boliviensis boliviensis (Bolivian squirrel monkey), 3467 nucleotides. It is a transcript of the gene NIPAL1, whose product is annotated as NIPA like domain containing 1. The record is from RefSeq and is a predicted model, not a curated record. Gene Ontology annotation, biological process: magnesium ion transport. Gene Ontology annotation, cellular component: membrane. Lineage: Eukaryota; Metazoa; Chordata; Mammalia; Primates; Cebidae. Gene Ontology annotation, molecular function: magnesium ion transmembrane transporter activity.
GCAGCUUCCGCACAAAGCCACUAACAUCGGAAGGCUUCCCAAAGCAGCAGGGCUCUGACAAUCUAGCGCGGGAGAGUUUUUGACCCGAGAGGAGCCAGGAGGGGGCCUCGGCUCAGCCUCGGCGCCACUCAAUUCCCGGAGUCGCCUUGGCGGACUCCACGCUCCGAGAGACGCCGUCGGCCUGUGAGGCGUGUCUGUGCUUCUCUAGUUCCUCCAGCCGCCGCGCGAAGGGGCAGCUGCUCCUCCCGCCAGAAACACGAGUUACCCUGGGCCGCCCCCAGGCCCGCCGGAGCGCUGAAAGCGCCUAAGCACCCCUGGGCCGCGCCCCGCGCUGAGGCCCCGCCUGGCCAAAGCCAUUGGCGGAGGCUGCCCCGAGGGCGGGGUCAAGGCGCCCCUUCCCGGACCCCGCAGCCCCACCCGCAGCGGGCCCGCCGGGAGGAGAGGCCCAGGUGAGGAGCCGGCGCCCGCGUUCGGGAACCCCCGUCCCGGGCCAUGGGGGCACAGGUGAGGCUGCCUCCCGGAGAGCCCUGCCGAGAAGGAUAUGUGCUGUCUCUGGUCUGUCCAAACUCCUCCUCCCAGGCUUGGUGUGAGAUCACGAAUGUGUCACAGCUGCUGGCUUCUCCUAUGCUCUACACGGACCUGAAUUCCAGCAUAACCAACCUGAGCAUUUCAGCAAACGUAGAAAACAAAUACAGUCUUUAUAUGGGCUUGGUACUGGCAGUAAGCUCCAGUAUUUUUAUUGGCGCCAGCUUCAUAUUGAAAAAGAAGGGCCUCUUGCAACUGGCCAGCAAGGGCGUUACUAGAGCUGGACAAGGUGGACAUUCUUACCUGAAGGAAUGGCUCUGGUGGGCAGGAUUGCUGUCAAUGGGAACAGGAGAGGCUGCGAAUUUUGCUGCUUAUGCUUUUGCACCUGCCACCUUGGUCACCCCGCUGGGCGCUCUGAGUGUUCUCAUAAGUGCGAUAUUAUCUUCCUACUUUUUAAAUGAGCACUUGAACAUUCAUGGGAAAAUAGGCUGCGUAUUAAGCAUAUUGGGGUCAACUGUGAUGGUUAUCCAUGCCCCACAAGAAGAGGAAGUCACUUCUUUGCAUGAAAUGGAAAUGAAAUUGAGAGAUCCAGGGUUUAUUUCCUUCGCUGUGAUCAUAACUGUGAUCUCCUUGGUGCUGAUUUUGAUUGUGGCUCCCAAGAAAGGACAGACCAAUAUACUGAUCUAUAUUUCAAUCUGUUCUUUGAUUGGAGCGUUUUCAGUUUCUUCUGUCAAAGGCCUGGGAAUUGCCAUUAAGGAGCUGAUAGAAUGGAAGCCAGUUUACAAACAUCCCCUGGUCUUUGUUUUGCUGGCUGUACUUGUACUUUCAGUAACUACACAGAUUAACUAUCUCAACAAGGCACUGGACACCUUUAAUACCUCUCUCGUGACACCCAUUUAUUAUGUAUUCUUCACAUCCAUGGUAGUGACUUGCUCUGCUGUCUUAUUCCAAGAGUGGUAUGGCAUGACAGCUGGAGAUAUCAUUGGGACCCUUAGUGGAUUCUUCACUAUUAUCAUUGGCAUCUUCCUUCUACAUGCUUUUAAAAACACUGACAUUACUUGGAGCGAGCUUACAUCUACCGCUAAGAAAGAAGUCGUCUCUCUGAAUGUCAGUGAAAACAAUUAUGUUUUACUAGAGAACUUGGAGUGUUCAGCCCCAGGAUACAAUGAUGACAUUACCCUGUUUAGCAGAACUGAUGACUGAAGGCUCUAGAAACACUGAGUUUUAACCACUAUGAGACACAUGAAGAAGAAAAUGAGUGCUUGCUUCUUGGAAGAACUGCUAGGAAAGCUAGGAUUUUUACAGUUCUAACUAAUUUAGAUGUGAGGCCAAGUAAAAAUGUCAUCUUUUGGGCCAUGAAUUUGAAAAUCAAAUUGAUUAUCCUCCAGAAGACUUCUGCUGCUUUUCAUUUCUACAAACUUUGAAAUUACCCCUAAGGAUCAAAGAAGUUAAAGAGCUAUGUGUGUCUCAGAAUAAUCUCCUUCUUCUGGUCACAAUAUAUUUGUCUCUGCCAGGUGGCUCUUCAUUUCUUUGGUGGCUCUUUUUAGACUCACAGUCAUUCACUAAUAUAAAAUUAGCAGUGUUCUGUUACAUGCAGUAUCAGCCAUAUUCUCUCUUGAGUAAUAAUUUUAAAUUAUUUAAACUGAGAAGAGAGACCAGGCACGGUGGUUCACAUCUGUAAUCCUAGCACUUUAGGAGGCUGAGGCAGGCAGAUCACUUGAGCUCAGGAGUUCAAGACUGCCCGGGGCAACAAAGCAAGACUCUGUCUCUACAAAAAACAUAAAAAUUAGCCAGGUGGCACAUGCCUGUAGUCCCGACCACUUGGGAGGCUGAGGUGGGAGGAUCACUUAAGUCUGAGAGGUUGGGGCUGCCGUGAGCCCAGAUUGCACCACUGCAGUCCAGCCUGGGUGAAAAGUAAGGCCCUGUCUCAAAGAAGAAGAAGAAAAAAAAGGGCCAGGGGCUUUUGCUUUUAAAAAAUUUGUUUAAAAUGAGAAGUGAGAUCACGGGUGCUUUGUUCUCCCUUCUGCACCUUCCUUCUUCUAAAACUAUAUAGCUAAACAGUUAUUUUAAGAAAAAAGAAAUUAAAAAAAAAAAAAGCCUGCUUUGUUAGUGGGCUAGAAUACACAACACACACACACCCAUGAAGAGCGUAUGAAUUCUAACUUAUUGCCAUAUCAUAGGAAUUUACUACCAAUUAAAGAGGGAGAACGGAGGAAGAGAAAAAUACUUCAGACCUCAGAAAAAGGAAACAGUUAUCUUCUCACAAAAAACACAGGCACAUGCGAUUGUUUUCACAGCUUCCAUUAAUUAACUCAAGUCUGGAAGACAUAAGACAAAAUGGAGUUUCUGUAGAAGUCAGGUGAAUUCAGCUUUGGAGUCACUUAUGUUCAUUUUUUUCCCUUGCUUUUACUAUUAUCCUAAAGGUUAUUUUUUCUUGUUGAUACAGAGAUUUUUGUAAAAGAUUGCUACAUUACUUUAGGAUUAUAUCCUAUAUUUCAAUUGUUCACAAAUGUUUGAUCCCUAAAGGGUGAGUUUUCCACAGACUGUUUGGAAACAACUAGAAAAAUCUUUGUGAAAAAUCUGAACAAAUUAUCAUAAUGGCUCUCUUGAAGUUUGGUACUUCCACCCUUAUUAAGGAAAUUAUGAUUAGUUACUAACUAUUAAAAAUAGGUAUAGAAUAGGAUAGAAAGUCAAUUUCCUAGCAAGCAAAAUACCAAGACCUCAGUGGCUACUGCAGGAAAAUACCUUUUGCACAUUAAAAUGUUUAUACAAUUUUCCUCUCUCAUUUCAAAUGCAUGCAAGGAAUAACAUUUUUGGUGGUCUUUAAUGUAAUGGACAGAUUUACUGUCACUAAUUUUAUCGAAAAUAAAUUGUCUAUCUUAUUUUUAUACUAAUCUUAUUUUUCUCAAGAAUUCUAACUAAAAAGAUUGUCAUUAAAAAAA